AUGCUGAGAGAGGUGGGGCAGAUUUAUGAAGCUUCAGUCUCUGAACGAAGUGAUACUGAAAGGAAUAAGCAUGGGAUUCUUUGUUACCUUCCUGAACUUGCUGCUAAACUCAUGCUUUCCGGCAAUACACUGGAGCUGAUGGAUGGUGAUGCUGCUCAUGUUCCUCUGAUCUGGGUUUCAGCAGUUCUGGAUAAGGUAAUAGAAAAACUUGGAGACCAGAGAGUCUUUGUGUUGUCAGUUCUGGGAAUUCAGAGCUCAGGAAAAUCCACCAUGUUCAACGCCAUGUUCGGACUCCAGUUUGCAGUCAGUGCUGGAAGAUGCACCAGAGGAGCCUUCAUGCAGCUGGUGAAAGUGUCUGAUGAGAUGAAGGAGGAACUGAAGUUUGACUACAUUCUGGUUGUUGAUACUGAAGGUCUCAGAGCUUUAGAGCUGGCUGGAAAAGACACCAUACAUCAUGAUAAUGAACUGGCAACAUUUGUUGUAGGUCUUGGAAACUUGACUUUGAUCAACAUCUUUGGAGAAAACCCAUCAGAGAUGCAGGACAUUCUUCAAAUUGUUGUUCAGGCCUUCAUGAGGAUGAAGAAGGUCAGACUGAAGCCCAGCUGUGUGUUUGUUCAUCAGAAUGUUACUGAUGUUGCAGCUGGAGAGAAAAUAAUGGAGGGAAGAAGACGAUUGCAAGACAGACUGGAUGAAAUGACCAAGUUAGCUGCAGAAGAUGAAAUGUGUGAUGCAGAAUGUUUCAGUGAUGUCAUUGCAUUUGAUGUACAGAAAGAUGUGAAGUACUUUUCCCACCUCUGGGAGGGCAGCCCACCCAUGGCUCCACCAAACCCACGCUACAGUGAAAAUGUUCAGGAGCUGAAGAGAGACAUUAUUUCUCGCGCAUCAAAAACAAACUGCAUGAAAUUAUCACAGUUUCAGCAGCGAGUGAAAGACCUCUGGGAGGCUCUGCUGAAUGAAAACUUUGUCUUCAGUUUCAGGAACACACUGGAAAUAUCAGUGUACAGGAAACUGGAGGAGGAGUAUGAGAAAUGGACCUGGAGUCUCAGGAGUGCCAUGCUGAGUAUUGAAGACACAAUGCUAAACAGAAUCUCCAGUGGAAAAGUGGAACCAGUGGGAAAACAAGAGUUGAUGAGAGAAAUGUCAGAGACACUGCAAAAAGUCCAAACAGCAUUUAAAAAUUAUUUUGAAGAAGACAGUGAAAAAGAAACUCUGAUUCAGUGGAAAAGCAGAUUUGAGAAACAAAUACAACACCUCCAUGAUGACCUAGUAGAUGAGGCCAAAAGAAAACUGGAUGACAACAUCAAACAGAAAAACAUUCAGAAAAAUCUGGAUAAGCAGCUGAAAAAUCAUGAGAAGACCCUCUUUGAAAAGAGUAAAGAACUCGCUCUGAACAUUAAAGAAGAUGACAGUAAAAAUAGAGACCCAGAAACAGAAUUUGAUUCAGUUUGGGGAAAGUGGGUCUCUGAAUUAAGUAAAGAUGUUCCAAAAAUUAAAGAUAUAAACAUCUCAAAUGAUGUUAUUAACAUUCUGGGAGAGUUUUAUGAACAUAGCCUUGUUGUUGGACAAAAGGAACAUGCUGGUUUCAGAUGGAUUUGCACUGCUAGUGAUCAUGAAAACUAUGUCUCAAUCAAAAAGAACAGGAUUGUAGGUGCUUUUCCUGUUUUGGAAACAUUACCUUAUAUGGAACAGUGUUUUGAAGUAGAUGAUCAAAAAUUAACACAAGAGCUAAUUUCUGAAGUUAUUGAAAAAACAACAGAAAAAGUGGAAUCAUUUCCAGUCUCAGUGCAGGGAUACAGCUCAGUCUACAUCCAGGAGAUUGUACGUGAUAUCAAACAACGAGUGCAGAAGUUUAAACCAAGAGAUGACUCCUUUGAGUUUAAGAAAGAGUUCUUUGUUGAUCUCUCUCUUUAUGUGUGUGAACAAGCUGAGAAACGCUUUGUAGAACUUCACAGGAAAUACAGAGAAGCAAAUGAUCCAGUUCUUUACUUUGAAAAGAAAAAAGCUGAGUACUUUAACAUCUUUGAGAAUUACAGGAAAGGAGCAACAUCUGCAGCAGUGCUUGGAGAUCAAAUCUGUGUUAAACUAAAAGAAACAAUCCUGCAGAGUGUGUACAGCAUGACCGCUAAAUUCAUCUGUGAUCAGAUGAGAGGAAAACCUCCAUUUAAUGGGAACAGAGGAGAUCUGGAGAAACACAUUCUGAAGACUCUGGCAGAGCAGGAGGGAGAUAAGAAUGAAAAGUUUGACACAUUCAUGACAUACAUGAACUACCCCUACUACCACUUUGAAAUUUUCACCAGAGACAGAGUUAGACAGUACAUGGCAGCAGAAAAUCCUCAGGCAGCUUCUGUAAUAAAAGAACACAUCGACCACAAACAGAGAAUUAUCAUCAGUGCAGCAGAAGAGGCCAGAGAUGAAGUCAAACUCAUCAGUGGAGAUAUCAACAAGUGGCUGGAGAUUUUCUCCAACAGUCUUGUAGAUGAGUUAGGAGAUACCAGAGUUCACCUGAGUGAUGAUGUCACUGAUUAUGAUGUUCUUGUAGAUGUUAUAAAAAAAGAGCUCUUGGUUGUUGUUGAAGAGCUAAAAGCAAACCUCUGUAAACUUUCAGAUCUGAAAAAGGAGAUGUUCAGAGAAAAGCCAGAGCAGAUUCUGAUUAAACACUUCUGCAGGUGCUGCUGGGAGCAGUGUCCCUUCUGUGGAGCCGUCUGUACCAACAGUCAAGAAAAUCACACUGAAAAACACCAGGCUGAAUUCCAUCGCUCAGGUGGAAUAACUGGAAAGCAUUUUAGGGAUACAACUGAGUUUUCUAUAAACGUUUGCACAACAAAAGUAGCGACAGAUAACCUAGAAUUUUCAGCAGGUAACCCAGAGAAGUGCUACCCUUACAGAGAGUUCUGGACUGCAGGAGGAAAAUACGCUGAAUGGAGCAUCUCUCCUGAUUUUUCUUCUCUGGCCUACUGGAAAUGGUUUGUUUGUGAAUUCCAGGAAAACCUUGAAAAUUACCAUCAAAAAACCUUUAGUGGAAAAGGAGAGAUUCCGUCUGAAUGGAAAAAGUACACUCAGUCUGAUGCAGUUGCAAGUUUAGGAAUAAAUGUAUGA
Molecule: messenger RNA, 3096 nt
Organism: Astyanax mexicanus (Mexican tetra)
Lineage: Eukaryota; Metazoa; Chordata; Actinopteri; Characiformes; Acestrorhamphidae
Product: interferon-induced very large GTPase 1-like
Exons: 1
Coding region: 1-3096 (1031 amino acids)
Molecular function (GO): GTP binding
Source: RefSeq, a predicted model, not a curated record